AUGACUAUCUCAUCCCAACAAAACUUCAGCGAGAGUGACGAUUUCUCCAAAUUAAUGGCAAGUGAUAGUGGAUUUCGUUUGGGACAUCUAAGACUUUACAAAGCAGAAUUGCUAGGAUCAGUUGACAAUAUUGAAAAGUUGCAGCAAUUUCGCCAAUUUUUCGGUGACUCAAGAAGUUUUACUCGACUUUCGGAACUAUUCAAGGAUGAUUCCAAUAAAAAUGUAGCACUAAAUUAUUUCUGGCAUCAGAUAUGUUUUAAUCGUGAAGCCAUGGAUCGUAUACUCUCUAUGGCCACUGAAGGAAACAAAGCUCUGCUUGAUUCGAUUCAUGAAAGUAUGUCAGCGAAAUCACUGAAGUACUACCAUAAAAUGUUUUAUGAAGAUGCGAAAAAAAUGGAUAAAAUCAUAAUGACAAUUGAACCGUUGCCUCUCUGUGCAGGGUUAAAAGAUGCAAGUUAUGGAUCUAUUAAGAAUGUUGUGCAAGAAAUGAUGAGAAGCAAAAAAUAUGAAGAAGCAGCAUGCUAUCUGAUGAGGAACCUACCUAAAGUAAAAAGUUUGGAGAAUGAAUCAUCUGACUGGUAUUUCGAUUUUUUAAAUGCUUGUCUUAUUGAUAGUGCUAAUCGUUCAAUACCUGAAUUUAUCGAUCCUGAUUACAAGAUCCAAUUGGAUACCUACAAUGCACAACGGCGAAUCCUAAAGAUAUCUCAAAAUAAAUCGGGACUACAAAACGAGUUACCAAACACUGUAGAUGAACUAGAAAAAUCAGAGAAACUGGAAAGUCGCACUCAGGAGCAUUACAAGAAAUAUCGGAUGAAAGCAUUCAGUGAUGAAAAACUGGAACGCUUGGAUGAUGCGGAAUCGAUUGAAUUACGACCAUAUCAGCAGGAGCUGGUCGAAACAGCAUGUAGAGGAAUGAACACGAUCAUCUGUGCUCCCACUGGUUCGGGAAAAACUGUUGUAGCUGCACACAUUAUUUUGGAACAUUUUCGAGCUAUGAAAGCUGCAGAUAAACCAUCCAGAGUAGCAAUGCUUGUGCCAACAAUUCCACUUGUAGAGCAACAAUGUAUAAUGUUGAAUCGUUAUCUGCGCAAAACAUUCUGGGUCGACGGUAUGAGUGGGAGUGAACCAGUCGAUGAAAAUGGACGUGCUCCAAAUGUUUUAGCAAGUCAUGUAACUGUUUUCACACCACAAAUUUUCAUAAAUUUGCUGAGAAAUAUACGUCGAGAUGAUCGUUUGUACUUCACCGAUUUCUCGAUGUUCAUAUUUGAUGAAUGCCAUCAUUGCGAUGGAGACCAUCCUUAUCACGUUCUGAUGCGGAUGUUGCACAGAUUUGAUGGUCCAAAGCCGCAAAUUGUUGGUUUAACUGCUUCUCUACCACUUGGUGCCGGACGUGCAAGUGUUGAUGCAGCACUCGAUCAUAUGAUGGAUUUAUGUGCUAAACUUUCUGCUCAUUCCAUCAGUACAGUUCGAAAACACGUGGAAAAUCUUCGUUAUUAUGUAAAACCGCCUAUAAAACGAGCUCAUCGGCCUGAAUACGACAGUUUCUCCCAGUCACUGGAAAUCUGCAUGAGAAAAAUUGAGUUGGCCAUAAAGCCAGAACUUGGAAGAAUAGCUGAAAAUAAAAUUCUUAAUUUUAAAGUGGAGGAAACUGUAUUUCCUGCUCACCGGAACUCAACGCGUUAUGAAAGUUUUGUUGGAGGUUUGAAAAAUCGCUUAAUCGAGUUACCUGAUGAUAAAUUGAAACAUCAGCUGAUCAAAAUGCUUGAACAUCUUGGAUAUUAUUAUCGUGCUCUCUGCUUGAGUGAUUUACUGCCGAAUUGGUAUGCCUACAGUUAUUUGUGUGAAAACAUGACAAAAGAAAUUGUUCAGGAUGCGGGUGAUAGGACAACGAUUCAAAAUCAGUUGGCGAAGCUUUUCGAAAAAUUCGUGAAAUCGGAUGAACUGAAUUUUAAAGAAAAUGAUUCGGGUGAAGAAAAAGAAAUCUUGAAAAUGUUGCACACGAUUUUGCUUGAACAGUACGUUUCGGAUCCAGCAUCCAGAACCAUAAUCUUUGUGACGACACGUAAACUGGCCCAAUAUUUAUCACACCAUUUGAACGCAGUUAAAAUUGUCGAUAGAACAAGUCGUGCAGUCGGAUUCAUUACCAGUUCAAACAGGUCUUCUGCCUUGAAUGGUCAAACGACUGAAGAACAGCGGACGGUGAUUGAAAAUUUCAACCAAGGUACUUUAAAGGUUUUAGUGGCCACAUCAGUUGCUGAAGAAGGUCUGGAUAUUUCUGCAUGUAAUCUAAUCAUCAAAUAUAACAACACAGGUUCCGAGAGAUCACUGAUUCAAAGAAGGGGUCGAGCUCGAGCGAAGCAUAGUAAAUCAAUAUUGCUGGCAUUAGAUGGUUCUAUAGAAGAGAAAGAAUUAGAGAAUAUUCAGAAAGAACAUUUAAUGAGGCGAUGCUUGGAACAUAUACAAACAAAGUCAGAAAACCAGAUGAAACAUUUGGUAGAAGCGAAAAUUAAACAAAUGAAAGCUCUUCAGGAAGCGAAUUUGGUACGAGAGAGUGAAAAGAAGCGUUCAUUGGAAGGGAAAUGUUAUGAUUUGAAGUGUCGUCUCUGUGGCUCAUUUAUAUGUAAAAGUAGUAGUAUGCGAAUUGCGUGCGAUAACCAUUAUGUUUGCUGCGACCCAACAAUUUGGGAGCGGAUUGAUGCUAGAGUUCACAAUGCAAAGUCAUUGGCAAUUGCAACGCUGGUUGGUAAACUUCAUUGUAAAGGAACCGAUGAAUCAGACUGCAGUGAAGUGCUGGGUACAAUUGUCAAGUUAUACGGCGCCUUCCUGCCAACGAUAGCAGCAAAAGCGAUAAUGAUUGAUGAUAAGGAAGGAUUAUCUGGUCGACCACAAUAUGAGAAAAAAUGGGAUUCUAUAACAACAGAUAAAUUUUGUGUUGAACCAAUCACUGAGUUUGAUCUAAAAGUGAUGUUGAACUCGCUGCACAGCUACUCACGAGAACAACAUCUUCAAUUUGAAGCUGAAGCAGGACUUGCUGUCAAGCGUGCUCUCACCGAAAUGAAAAAAGAAAAGCGACAGUUCGUAAUCGAGGAAUAA
Molecule: messenger RNA, 3093 nt
Organism: Brugia malayi
Lineage: Eukaryota; Metazoa; Nematoda; Chromadorea; Rhabditida; Onchocercidae
Gene: Bma-drh-3
Exons: 21
Coding region: 1-3093 (1030 amino acids)
Cellular component (GO): cytoplasm
Molecular function (GO): ATP binding; nucleic acid binding
Source: RefSeq, a predicted model, not a curated record